GCAGUGUGAUCCGGCUGAUCAUGCAGUACCUGAAGGAGAACAGCCUCCACCGAGCCCUGGCCACCCUUCAGGAGGAAACUACGGUGUCCCUCAACACUGUGGACAGUAUUGAGAGUUUUGUGGCUGACAUCAACAGUGGGCAUUGGGACACUGUGCUGCAAGCCAUACAGUCGCUGAAGCUGCCCGACAAGACUCUCAUUGAUCUCUACGAGCAGGUUGUGCUGGAGUUGAUUGAGCUCCGGGAACUAGGUGCUGCCAGGUCUCUGCUGAGACAAACAGAUCCCAUGAUCAUGCUAAAACAAACUCAACCAGAGCGGUACAUCCACCUCGAAAACCUUCUGGCCAGAUCUUACUUUGAUCCUCGUGAGGCAUACCCAGAUGGAAGUAGCAAAGAGAAGCGGAGAGCUGCUAUUGCACAAGCUUUAGCUGGAGAAGUCAGCGUGGUACCUCCGUCUCGUCUUAUGGCAUUGUUGGGACAGGCACUGAAAUGGCAGCAGCAUCAGGGCCUGCUUCCUCCUGGUAUGACAAUUGACUUGUUCAGAGGCAAAGCAGCUGUGAAGGAUGUAGAAGAAGAAAAAUUCCCCACACAGCUGAGCAGACAUAUUAAGUUUGGGCAGAAGUCGCAUGUGGAGUGUGCUCGGUUUUCCCCAGAUGGACAGUAUCUGGUUACUGGCUCUGUCGAUGGUUUCAUUGAAGUAUGGAACUUCACUACUGGAAAGAUUAGGAAGGAUCUGAAGUACCAGGCACAAGAUAAUUUUAUGAUGAUGGAUGAUGCAGUGCUGUGCAUGUGCUUCAGUAGAGACACAGAAAUGCUAGCAACUGGUGCACAAGAUGGAAAGAUCAAGGUGUGGAAAAUCCAGAGCGGUCAGUGUCUGAGAAGAUUUGAACGAGCUCACAGUAAAGGUGUUACAUGCCUCAGUUUCUCUAAAGACAGCAGCCAAAUUCUUAGUGCUUCUUUUGAUCAGACAAUCAGGUAA
This is a messenger RNA of Pelecanus crispus (Dalmatian pelican), 977 nucleotides long. The record is from RefSeq and is a predicted model, not a curated record. Lineage: Eukaryota; Metazoa; Chordata; Aves; Pelecaniformes; Pelecanidae.